AAUAACAAAACCCCUGCAUGGCUGUGUGAGUGUGUAAUUUGGCAUGUAUAUACAUGCGUGCCUAUGUGUAUGUGAGUCAGUACGUGUAUGCAAGGGAUAAGAAAUUAACCAAAAAGCGGACUAUCAAUUUGUCUCUCUGUCUGUCUGCAUUUGUCUGCCUGUGUGUGUGUGUGCGUGUGUGUGUGUCUAUACAUGUGUGCGUGCUUGUAUUUGUAUGUGUAUGUACGUGGAGUACAGAUUUGGGUCAAUUUAAAAUUGUGAGUGAAAACAUAAACUUCAUUGCAUUUUUGCUAAAAAAAACACAUCAAGUAUCACAACAUGGACAGCAGAAUACAAACGACACAACAGCAACAACAAUCAUCUCGGAAUUCGCAGCUCACUGUCAAUCUGGGCGGUCCAAAUGCCACUAGUUCUACAGAAUCCAGCGCACCACCACGCGUUGACAUCGGUACGACUGGCGUCAGCAGUGGAAGUAGCAGCAGCAACAGCAACAUAAAUAAUAACAAACGCAACAGCAAUAAAAACAAGAACAACAAUGGACAUCAACGCAGCCAUAGUAUAACCAACGCAGCGGCCACAUCGUUUGUAAAUCUCUUCGAUGGAUUCACCUCACGUGUUUCGACGGCUGUAAGCGUUGCCGGCAGCAUCACUACCAAUGCCAUGGAACGGAGUCAUAGUGCAGCCAGUACGCCCAGCUCAACACAUUCUGGAAUUGGCGUGGGUGCCGGCAGCGCUCUCAAUUCACUCACAUCACCAAUAACAGCAGCAGCGGCAGCGGCGACAGCAACCACAACAGAGGUGGUGGUAGCUGCAGCAUCGGCCAUCACAAAUCAUUUGAGUUCGCCUACCAGUGGCACACCCCCGCAUGGUCUGGGCGUAAACGAUGAGGACUGCGAUGAUAACGAUGAGGAGGAGGAGGACGAGGAUGAUGCUGUUGACAAUGAUGGACAUAUAGCAGCGCCGACACCAUCCAAAACGUGGGCUGAGAUCAGAUGUGUUGUCCAAGACAUUCGCAAGGAUCUGUCCAAUCUAUCGACGAUGGUGCCCACCAAUGUUCAGUUCCGUCAUCUAUCCGAUGGCCGUGCACGGUGCUAUUUCCUGAGUACACCGCCACACAACUGGGAGACCACGUUGCUCUUUACUGACAUCAACCUGCGACAGCAUGACGAACAGCAGCUGCAGCAGACCAGUGGCGUUGACAUUGAUGCUGCCACUGCCGGUAGUCCAAGUGGAGCAGCAUCACCAACAAUAAACCUUCCAUCGUUUCAUUUUGGUCCACAGCCUAAGCCCAGAUUGAUUUGGCAAACACUACUCCAACAACCCAUACCCAGCAGCCAAGUGGGAAGCGGCAUAGGUGGAAGUGGUGGUGCCUAUCCAUGUGCUCGAGAAUACCAAUUGAUGCAGGAGCGCAAGCGUUUGUCUACAUGGGGUAUUACAUCGUAUGAACUGCAUAAGCCCAGCGGCAAAUUGGUCUUCCCUUGCUUAAACGAUCUGUAUCAAUGCCUGGACACGGGAUAUAAUUCUGGUCUGCUUUUUCCCACACAACUGCGAACAUGCCCCGAGUGGACGGCUUUGGAUCCACUAAUCUGCCCACAGAACUCCGAUCUGAUUGCUCAUAUCAGUGACUGUGAUAUCUGGGUAACGCACACGCUAAGCGGUCAUGAGAAACGUUUGACGUACACGAGAAGCGGCCGACACACGUUUGCGGAUGAUGCAUUAAGCGCAGGAGUGCCAUCGUAUGUGAUGCAAGAGGAGUUCAGUCGCUAUCAGGGCUAUUGGUGGCAGCCGCACUCAGAUGAUGGCAUCUAUCGUAUUGUUUACGAGGAGGUAGAUGAAACGGAUGUGUCCCUUUACACAUUCCCUUCGUCGACGGCUGUGCCUGGCGAGGUGGAUGAGUAUCGCUUUCCACGUAGCGGCACACAAAACGCCAAAUCCAAAUUGAAGCUUGUUCAAUUUGUGCUCAACGAAGCGCUGCUAAUUAGCGAGAUAACCAUCAAGGAUUUACCCUAUUCCUUGUCGGCGGUGUUUCCCUGGCUGGAAUACGUCGUGCGUGUCGGCUGGACACCGGAUGCCAACUACGUCUGGAUGCAGGGUCUUAAUCGCAAGCAGCAGCGCUUAGAUGUUAUGCUAAUACCGCUGGAUAACUUUUGCGAAUCGUACAGUAGUCAAGUGUCCACGCCGACAGAUUCCAUUGGGGAUCACAGCUGGCGCAGUCCAUAUAAUCGCACAAUAACGCCGCUGCAGGUCAUAUAUACCGAGCAGUCAGAGAGCUGGAUCAAUGUGCAUGAUAUGCUCUAUUUUCUGGAAGUGGGUGAUACGAGCGUCACCUAUCUAUGGGCCUCUGAGGAGACGGGCUUUAGACAUUUGUAUCUUGUCACCUCCAGCUUACUAUUAACUCAUGUCAAUGGCAGCCAAACGGAUGCGUCGGCUGCCGCAGCCGCUGCUCAGCAUCCCAGUUUUGUGGAGGCAGCCGCACUGCAGCCACGCAUCGUUAAUAAGGUGGCCCUGACGAGCGGUGAAUGGGAGGUGCUGGCACGUAAUCUAUGGGUGGACAAGCCCAAUCAAUUGGUUUAUUUUGUGGGACUGCGCGAUACUCCAUUAGAGAAGCAUCUCUAUGUAGUUAGCUUGCAGCGUCCAGAGCACAUACGUCUGUUAACCGAGCCGGGGUACUCAUAUCUGGUGGAGUUUGAUGAUCUAUGCCAGUUAAUGUUGCUCGUCUAUUGCAAUAUCCAACGCCUUCCAAGCUGCAAGGUGAUGCGUGUCACGCAAACCUGCCAGAAUGGCGGUGUCAAUGGUAUACAGAUCUCUUUGGUUGGAUUUUUGCAUGAGGGCGGCAAGCCGGAACCACAAUAUUGCCCGCAAAUCUUUCGCCCACAGCUGCCAUCAGGCGAUAUCGUCUACGCCAUGGUCUUUAAGCCUCACAACUUUCAAUUGGGAGUUAAAUAUCCCACGGUGUUGAAUGUCUAUGGCGGACCAGAGGUGCAAACCGUUAACAAUACAUUUAAGGGCAAACAUCAGUUGCGCAUGCAUAUGCUGGCUGCCCAGGGCUAUUGUGUGAUCUGCAUUGAUUCACGCGGUUCCAGGCAUCGUGGCAUACGUUUCGAGAGUCAUAUUCGGGGUCGCAUGGGUCAAGUGGAAUUGACUGAUCAGGUGGAUGCCCUGCGCAUACUCUCGGAUCAACUGGGAUACAUUGAUAUGGACCGAGUUGCCAUACAUGGCUGGUCCUAUGGUGGUUAUUUAAGCUUGAUGGGCUUGGUGCAGUAUCCGGAAAUCUUCAAGGUGGCCAUUGCGGGAGCACCAGUCACGAAUUGGGAAUACUAUGAUACAGGCUAUACGGAACGAUAUAUGGAUAUGCCCAAGUGCAAUGAAGCGGGAUAUACAGCUGGCUCGGUACUCAAUUAUGUGCAUGCAUUUCCCGACGAGGAUAAUCGACUGCUGCUCAUUCAUGGUCUGAUCGAUGAGAAUGUGCAUUUUAAUCACACGUCACGACUGAUCAGCGCUUUGAAUAAGGCAAACAAGCCCUAUGCAUUGCAUUUGUUUCCCGAGGAGCGACAUUCGUUACGCAAUUUAGAAUCGAAUAAGAACUACGAAACGAAAUUAUUAUCAUUCUUACAAAACUUAUGAGAUUCAUAAAACACGCACGCACCCCACACAGCAUCCUAUUACAUGUAAUAUCGUAAUUGUUGUUAAAUUAAAUCUUUUUUAAUUUUAUGAAAUAUUUUAAAAAUUUGCAAUAUAAUUAAUUAACUGUUGCCCUGCCUCUGUUCAAUACUACUCUACUCUCAUUGUAAGUAAUUUUAAUUAAUUAUUUCUACAAAUAUUCAAUUUUUAUUAUUAUUUUCCUCAUACUUUUACACACUACAUACUCUUAAUUUACAAUUAAAUUGUGUUCCUAUUGCACAACUGUACAUUUAAAAAGAUAAAUCUAAGUCGUAAA
Drosophila mojavensis is the source of this 3937-nucleotide messenger RNA. Its product is annotated as dipeptidyl peptidase 9. Gene Ontology annotation, biological process: proteolysis. NCBI's taxonomy places the organism in Eukaryota, Metazoa, Arthropoda, Insecta, Diptera, Drosophilidae. Gene Ontology annotation, molecular function: serine-type peptidase activity; dipeptidyl-peptidase activity. The record is from RefSeq and is a predicted model, not a curated record.